Messenger RNA from Dufourea novaeangliae, 1959 nucleotides. RefSeq names its product alpha-tocopherol transfer protein-like. Bases 213 to 1121 code for a protein of 302 amino acids. Gene Ontology annotation, molecular function: phosphatidylinositol bisphosphate binding. The record is from RefSeq and is a predicted model, not a curated record. Gene Ontology annotation, cellular component: membrane. NCBI's taxonomy places the organism in Eukaryota, Metazoa, Arthropoda, Insecta, Hymenoptera, Halictidae. The transcript has 5 exons.
CACCGAUCAUCAUCCAUUAGCGCGCGACGAAUCGUUCUCGCCUGACACGCGGAUAUACACGUCUACCUCUCCUCGAUCGACGACGUUCCACGCGUGUCCGUAUUACCGUACGAUAUCACAAACACUCGGGUGGUGCAUAUCGAACGUGCAACAAGAGCCAAACGAACGAGUGUCUCUGCGAGUGGAUUUAUCAGUGGACCAACCCCGGAACAAUGCUGACCGACUGGGAAAAAAUGCCGUCUCUGAAGCUCGGGGACUUCACGCUCGAGAUCGAGCUUGGCGAACCGAGCGAGGAACUGAAGGAGGUCGCGAAGAAGGAGCUCCGCGAGUCCCCUGAGCUCCAGAAAGAGGCCGUCGCUAAGCUGAAGGAAUUGUUGAAAGCCGAGACAGACCUGAAGGUGCCGCUCGACAACGAUGCCUGGCUGAUCCGUUUCCUUAGGCCGUGCAAGUACUAUCCGGAGUCCUCGCUGAAGCUGGUGAAGAACUAUUACAGCUUCAAGGUGAAGCACAAGAACGUGUACCACGAUCUGAAGCCCAGCCGCGAGAAGAACAUAUUCGAGCAGAAUAUACUGACCGUGUUGCCGAACCGCGAUCAACACGGCCGACGGAUACUGAUCAUCGAGCUCGGGAAGAAAUGGAAGCACAACAAGUGCAGCCUGGACGAGGUGUUCAAGGGUUGCGUGCUCUACGUGGAAGCGGCUAUGUUGGAGCCGACCACGCAGGUCGCGGGGGCGGUCGUGAUCUUCGAUAUGGAGGGACUUACGUUACAACAGACCUGGCAGUUCACGCCGCCGUUCGCGAAACGGAUCGUCGAUUGGCUCCAGGAUGCGGUUCCUCUUAGAGUCAAGAAUAUUCACAUCGUCAAUCAACCGUAUCUGUUCAACAUGGUGUUCUCGUUGUUCAAGCCGUUCCUCAGGGAGAAGCUGAAGAACAGGAUUAUUUUCCACGGCACGGAUCGCAAGACCCUGCACGAGUACAUAGCGCCGCAAUGUUUGCCAAGCUGUUACGGUGGCACCCUGCAAAUCCCCCGUGUCACCGGGCCCCAGUGGUUGGCACUGUUGGUGAUGUGCGACAAGGAGUACGACGCGAUCAACUCGUACGGUUACCAAAACACAAAAUAGCCGGUGACCACACACGCUGCAACCAACGUCCCUCCGAGAAUGGAUGAAGAGGAAAAGACGAUUGUCUCCGGUGGAUCGGUAACCGGAAAUCGAAUAGUCGAAAGGCGAUCCCCGAGCAACGACGACGGCUUUAGUUAUUUAUAAAGAAAGAAGCGACGACGGGGGCUUGUUUAUUGCUGUCACCACCAAUGCUGAAUUUUUCUACCAAUUUACGAGCAACGUAGAAAUAUUUAUCUAGAUUUAGAGGAAUUACGAUAUAUAUAUAUACAUAUAAGUUGAAUCGAUGGAGAAUUGUCUCUCGAUAAGAGUUAUAUCGUUCUCCAAUUUUCCACUCGAAACGAGACAGAAAAAAAAACUUAACGAGACGCCUGGCGUGGCUCGUAUAACGAUCGAUGAAAUUGAUUAAUUGUGGAAGUUAACACCUUUUUGGUGCUUAUCCUGUCCCGAUGCGGCGAUUCUUUAAUGAUCCCCAUCGCAUUCGUUGUUUGUUUACAAUUCGGAGCGUGUGUGUGUGUAUGUGUGUAUGUGUGUGUGUCCCAAUCCGUUGUUUAUCGACAGAUUUUACAUAGGAGAAAUAUGUAUGUACUUAAUUAGAGGCGGCACGACGUAAACGUGGUUGUAAUUAACACAUGCUUGCUCGUAUCCGAACGAUAAACCUAUUUUUCUACGUGAAUUCUUUCUGCACACUCUCAUGGAAACGAAUCGAGCUUAGCGGCCUCUGUACUACUGCACACGCUAUAUAUUUCAUUGAGAAAUCGUUCGUCGUGUGUGUGUGUUGUUUCCUCUUUUUUUUUUGUUUGUAAAUUUCGAUGUCAAUUAAACACAUGUUUCCGUCGAA